Anolis carolinensis (green anole) is the source of this 1971-nucleotide messenger RNA. RefSeq names its product sirtuin 2 (gene sirt2). Lineage: Eukaryota; Metazoa; Chordata; Lepidosauria; Squamata; Anolidae. The record is from RefSeq and is a predicted model, not a curated record. The transcript is spliced from 16 exons. Gene Ontology annotation, molecular function: histone deacetylase activity, NAD-dependent; transcription factor binding; NAD+ binding. The coding region runs from base 137 to 1342 and encodes 401 amino acids. Gene Ontology annotation, cellular component: nucleus.
GUGACUGCGACGGCUUUCUGGGAGCUGUAGAUUUCCGCUCUAGGUGACGACUUCCGGCCUGGGGGUUUGUUGUUAUUCUCUCUCUUCCACGGCUCCGGUCAGUCGCGGUUUCCGCGGCGGCGGCGGAGGAUGCUUCAUGGAGAGUCGGGAAGACCCCGGAGCUGCCGCCACCUCCUCCGCCAGUAACGAAGCCGAUGCGGCCGCAGAGAGGGAAGCAGCGUCCGGCUCCUCGGGUUCCGAUUCUGAUGACGAAGGUGGGGCUUCUGGAUUGACCGAAAUGGAGUUUUUGCGAAAUCUCUUGUCCCGGACAUUAAACUUGGGCAGCGAGAAGCCUGAAAAAGUGCUGGAUGAGCUGACCUUGGAGGGAGUGAGCAGAUACAUGCUGACUGAAAAAUGCAAAAAUGUGGUGUUUAUGGUUGGAGCAGGAAUCUCGACUGCUGCUGGGAUUCCAGAUUUCCGCUCCCCAGGGACAGGGCUCUAUGCCAAUCUGCAGCAGUACAACCUGCCAUACCCUGAAGCCAUCUUUGAGAUCAACUACUUCAAGAAACACCCGGAACCAUUUUUUGCUUUGGCCCGGGAGCUAUACCCAGGACAGUUCAAGCCCACAGUUUGUCACUACUUCAUGCGCCUCCUAAAAGAGAAAGGGUUGCUGCUCCGUUGCUACACACAGAACAUUGAUACCUUGGAGCGGGUAGCUGGUCUGGAUCAUGAAGAUUUGGUAGAAGCUCAUGGCACCUUCUUUACCUCGCACUGCAUCAGCCCCACCUGUAAGAAGAUGUACAGCUUGGAGUGGAUGAAAGAAAAGAUCUUUUCCUCUCUCAUCCCCAAAUGUGAAAAAUGUCAGAGUGUGGUGAAGCCAGAUAUCGUGUUCUUUGGGGAAAAUUUGCCCUCUCGGUUCUUCUCCCUGAUGCAGUCAGAUUUCCAGAAUGUGGACUUGCUUAUUAUCAUGGGCACUUCCCUUCAGGUCCAGCCCUUUGCCUCACUUGUUGCCAGAGUCCCCACAAACACCCCACGGCUUCUUAUCAAUAAAGAAAAGACAGGGGAGAGUGACCCUUUUAUGUCCUUGAUGGGCUUUGGCUGUGGGAUGGACUUUGACUCAGAAAAGGCAUACAGGGAUGUUGCAUGGCUUGGAGAUUGUGAUGAAGGCUGCUAUGCUUUGGCUGAGUUUUUGGGAUGGAAGAAGGAGCUUGAAGACCUGGUGAAAAGUGAGCAUGCCACCAUUGAUGCCAAGUCAGGGCAGGCGGUUGGUGAUGGGGCGAGCGCCUCCCGCCCUCACAUGAAGGACCACCAGCAGAAGCCGUCCCCAAAGAGAGAAAGGCCUCCUCACCCCCAAGAUGAAUGAAGAGCUUAGACCCGAUGGAAGAGGGACCCUUUCUGUGGAUGAAUUAAAAAUCAAAACUGACGUUGGCUGAGUGAUCCUUGUGGCUUGUAAAGCAUUCUUUCAGGGAUGGGGCCAGAGAAAAGAUCGCCCCCGAGGUUUUUAAUCUGGAAGUUCAGUGGGGAAUCCUAGAGACUGUGAUGACUUGUGCAGUGAAAGAGACCAAAAAAACACAUUCAGGAAGUUUUUCAUGGCUUGGGUUUUCUUGGAGUGUUUGCUUGGAAGGCCUACUAAACUGAAAUCAUGGCUGCAAUGUUGGAGAGUUAAAUUAGCAAUACAAAUGUUUCUUUAUGAUUUUUAAAAACCUUUGCUGUUAAUUUGCAACUAACUAGCUAAAGAAAAUAGUUCUAAUUGGGGCGAUGGCGAGAUGGACAAAGGAGUGUUGACUGUACCCUUCGUGCACUUAUCCUUGAGAGGUAGCUUUGGUUUGGCCAAAGAAGGCAGCUGCUGGAAGGAAUGCGUCAAGAUGAUAUGAUCUAUUUUUUCAUUCUUGCAAGAUGGCAAUUUUAGAUGUGUUUUAAGCCAUUGUCUCUGUCGUUUGCAGUGAAGCUACCAGAGUGGCAAUUAAAAUCAAGCACCUUGAUACUGGAAAA